Cuculus canorus (common cuckoo) is the source of this 3582-nucleotide messenger RNA. Its product is annotated as cytochrome P450 2J2. NCBI's taxonomy places the organism in Eukaryota, Metazoa, Chordata, Aves, Cuculiformes, Cuculidae. Gene Ontology annotation, cellular component: cytoplasm; intracellular membrane-bounded organelle. The transcript has 10 exons. Gene Ontology annotation, molecular function: iron ion binding; heme binding; oxidoreductase activity, acting on paired donors, with incorporation or reduction of molecular oxygen, reduced flavin or flavoprotein as one donor, and incorporation of one atom of oxygen. The coding region runs from base 189 to 1703 and encodes 504 amino acids. Gene Ontology annotation, biological process: xenobiotic metabolic process. The record is from RefSeq and is a predicted model, not a curated record.
GAAGUUGAUGCCUUAUCAUCACAGUCCCUUUGAGCAUGCUGUAGGCUGACACCUCCACCAACCGAGUCAUCUCCCUGAUGCCAGGAUGAAGAGCACGAGCCCACUAUCCUGAUUUAGCCUCUGGCCUGUCUUACUCCUGCUUUAGCAAACAUAACACCAACAUCAAGUCCCUUCUGGGGUGAAAAUCCAUGAGUUCGUCAGCCAAGAUGAAGCUUCAGUUUUGGCCUGAUUUGGUUUCUCCCUUGGAAAAGCUGAAUGGUUGGAUGCUCUUGGUGGUUCUGGUCAUGUUUCUUUUGAUUAUUGACCUUGUGAAAAAGAGACGACCCAGGAAUUUCCCUCCAGGGCCACAACUGUUUCCUCUCAUGGGAACCUACGUGGACUUCAAGCAGCCUCUCCAUCUUGCACUGCAGAAGCUUAUUGGUCAGUACGGGAACAUCUUCAGUGUGCAGUUUGGAAGUCUGACUUUCGUGGUAGUCAAUGGGUACCAAAUGGUGAGAGAAGCUCUUGUCCACCAGGCUGAAAUAUUUGCUGAUCGGCCAAAUAUACCACUUCUCCAAGAAAUAUUUAAAGGCUUUGGUCUCAUAUCAUCAAAUGGGCACAUAUGGAGGCAACAGAGAAAGUUUGCUUCAGCAACUCUGAAAAGCAUUGCUGUAAGUUUUGAGGAAAAAGUGCAAGAAGAGAGCCGGUACCUUGUGGAGACAAUUGAGGAGGAGAAAGGACAACCAUUUGACCCUCAUUACAAAAUUAAUUGUGCUGUUUCGAAUAUCAUCUGUUCCAUAACUUUUGGGAACCGCUUCGACUACCAUGACAACAGUUUCCAGGAAUUACUGCACUCGCUGGCUGAAACGCUGCUGCUCAUCGGAAGUUUCUGGGGCCAGCUAUAUAAUGCUUUUCCUUUGGUUAUGAGAUGGCUACCAGGACCCUUUAGGAAAAUCUUCAGGCACUGGGAAAAACUUCAAUGUUUUGUGAAAGGAGUGAUCGCAAAGCACAAGGAGGAGUUGGACCAGUCCGAAGCAGGAGAUUAUAUUGACUGUUACCUGAAGGAAAUAGAAAAAUUUAAGGGUGACACCACCUCAUGUUUCCAUGAGGAGAACCUGCUCUGCUCCACCCUGGACCUCUUCUUAACUGGGACUGAGACAACGGCAACUGCCAUCCGUUGGGCUCUGCUUUACAUGGCUGUGUACCCUCACAUUCAAGAGAAGGUGCAGCUUGAAAUCGACAUGGUGAUCGGCCAGUCCCGCCAGCCCACCAUGGCUGACAAGGAGAACAUGCCGUACACCAGUGCAGUGCUGAGCGAGGUCCUGCGGAUGGGCAACAUCGUGCCACUUGGGGUGCCUAGGAUGUCCACCAGCAACACCACCCUGGCUGGCUUCCACCUGCCCAAAGGCACCACCCUGAUGACCAGCCUGACUUCAAUAAUGUUUGACAAAAACGUGUGGGAGACUCCAGAUACCUUUAAUCCUGAACAUUUCCUGGAAAAUGGCCAGUACAGGAGACGGGAGGCUUUUCUGCCCUUCUCUGCAGGCAAGAGGGCUUGUCCUGGGGAGCAGCUCGCCAGGACCGAGCUCUUCAUCUUCUUCACAGCUCUCCUCCAGAAGUUCACCUUCCAGGCACCAGAAGCCACUGUGCUGAACUUUGCCUUCACGCUCAGCCUCACACGCUGCCCCAAACCCUUCCAGAUCCGUGCGCUGUCUCGCGACUGAGGUCACUAUGGGGCCAACCCAUGGCUCCCUGCUUCAGCCAUCCCCUCAAGCUGGAAAGUGUCCCUUCUUCCACCCACCCCAUAGAUUUUGGGCCAAAAUGAUGGGCCAUUGACACCCAGCACCCACCAACAUGCAGGUGGCAGUGAGAAGGGCAGGAGGGCCACACUCCACACCCUGCAAUGAGAAAAAAACCCGGGGCUCUUCCCUUCACCUCCUGCCUCCUCCCCUCUUCUAAAGCUGCUUGACAAAAUGCAUGGAUUUAAAAGCCAUAUUACUUAAUUUCAGCCAUUAGCACCUCUCAGGAAAGUGUCUGCCAGCUGCAAAACCGUGGGGACAGUUGAGUCCACAGUGGCUUUUCCAUGGGGAAUAUCCACCACCCAGAAACCCAGCAACACCCACAUCCCAGCACUGCAGUACCCUGAAUGCCCAUGGGCUGUAUUUUCUGACGUCUCGCUAGUUAGCAGGGGCAGCUGACAUUGGACAUACAACCUCUGGGUUCACACAUCAGUGCUAAUUUGGACUUCCAGGUGGCCAUGGCUGAUCCUGAGGCUUGGGUGUGCUUGCUUUGAUGUGCGUUCCCCACACCGCCGUGUUGCUGGUUUGCAAUGGAAACAGAGCUCCUUGCAAAAGCACCAUGCAGGUUUUUUAAUCUCAUACAUAUAUGUAAGUUUUAAUUAGGAGGCUACAGGGUGGUAGAAGCAGCUUCUAUGAUAGGCCAGCCUAAGUGGAAUGGCACAAGGAGUCACGCCUCCAGGUAAAACAUGGCUAUAAAAAUGCAGAAUUGCAAUUGUUAAAGCUGGAAAUGUUUAUCAAAAAAAGGUUUGUUGUAGUAAAAUACACAGUGUGAAAGAAAAAUUGGGAGAAAAUAAUUUAAUGGGGUUGCUCAAUAACAGUUUAGCCAGAGCCCAACAGAACGAGAAGCAGCAGAGAGUGUCAGACGGGUCAUUCCCAAAGCAAUAUGCCGCUGUUCAUCAGGAAGGCAGUGGCAGCAUGGAGGCUUUGAGAUGGGAAGCCAUAAACUCAACCGCUCCCCUUCUGCUUCUGGCAAAGAUUUGUGACCACGCAUGACAGGCAUGUCCAUCGCAGGGGGCCGAGAAGGUGGGUCAGGGGCAUGGCACCACCUGGAUUAGAGACCGCUUCUGCUCAUACGAGGGUCUCUUUGGAAAAGAGCUAAAUAUGCAGCUUGUAGAGAAUUUUUCCAUUUGUAGGACCAAGCAUUAAUGCUUAGAAAUGCUGUUUCCUGUGUGCUUUUGUUUGGAAAACAGUCACAGCAAAGAUUUUUUUUUUUUUUAAUUCUCACCUUUCAUAAGUGACUUUUCUAUGUGCUCAAAUGUAAGAUGCUGAAUAGUUAACAGUAAAACAGGAUUAAAUCGAGUUUCAUUUCCCCCAGCUUUAGCCUUCAUCUCUGUCAAUAACCGCAUUUGCUCUUUUACAAAGCAAUCACCGUGCAGUGGCAGAUUUAUGCCACAUGGGAGAGUCCUUUGCACAUCACAUGCCUACCAUGCUGGGCACAUAGGGAUUUUGUCAAUGAGCUGUCCUUCUAACUGAUCAUUUUAAUCCUAUUGCAUUUUUAAUUAAUGUUUCUCAGUUACGGGUUCUUUUGAGGUUGCUCUAUUUUUUUUUUUCUUUCUAAAAAAGAAAACAUAAAAGAGCUGUUGACUUUUUUUCACCUAUGAAGUUUUCAAAGCCAUUCAGGACUAGUCACUGGUUUCUCUCCACUUUUCGUGUUUGCUCUGGUGUAGGUCUGACCUCUGCUAUGUGGCUGCAGCUCAUAUUAUUUGCACUGGCUUAGCAAACAAAUGUUGAUAUCUUCCAUUUCAAAACUUCCCUUUUGUUGUUAAUGUAGUAUUUGUUCCCUACUCAUGCAAAGAAUAAAUGA